AUGUCUAAAAAUUCUCAAGAUCUUACUCCUGAACCAAAAUUAAUGCAAGACGAUUUGGCGUCUCUGCCUACAACUGAUGUCAAAGAAGAGGAAAUUGACUUUUCUGUGGUAGAUGCAUUACCACAACAAAAAAUUGAUAAUUCUGAAAAAUCUAUAAUUACAAAUAAUGAUGAUUUGAAAAAAGUGAAAAAACUGAAUCAAAAGAAACAAAAAGAAAAGGCCGCUGCAGUUUCGUUCUUUAAAUUGUUUAGAUUUGCUACUCCUCUUGAUAUAAUUUUUAUUAUAAUUGGUUCUCUUUCAUCCUUGGCUUUAGGUUUCGCUAUUCCUGUCAUGACAAUUAUAUUUGCUGACUUCAUUAACAGUUUUUUUUUAUUUGAAUUACAAAAAAAUACUUGUUUCCCAAUUUGUAAGGAUGUAGCAGUGCAAGGUUUAGACGAUAAUGUUAGAACUAAUGCUUUUCACUUUAUUAUAUUGGGUGUUAUCGUUUUUACUGUUGGGUACUUGCAAAUGUCUUUAUGGAUGAUUUCUGGUGAACGUCAAGCAAAUAAACUUAGAUUAAUAUAUUAUUCCGCUAUCCUUCGUCAAGAUAUCACGUUUUUUGAUACUGUAUCGACGGGUGACGUCACUACCCGUAUAUCUGGUGACAUUGCUCUUUUUCAAGAAGGCAUCUCUGAAAAAGUUGGUCAAGUUUUACAAUUUUCUGCUAUGUUCUUUGGUGGUUUUAUUAUAGGUUUUGUAAAAGGUUGGAAAUUAACUCUUGUCCUUUGUUGCGUGUUUCCUUUACUGGCUGCUGUUGGUGGAUUUAUGACGAAAGCCCUGGAUAAGGGAACUACUGAAGGACAAGAUGCAUAUGCAGUUGCUGGAGGUAUAGCUGAACAAGUACUUUCUGGUAUAAGAACAGUGAUUGCAUUUGGUGGUCAAAAACAUGAAGUUGAACGUUAUACCGUGCAAUUAGAAAACGCGUAUAUUAUGGGAAGGAAAAAGGCAUUUGUUAGUGGUUUAAGUCUUGGACUUCUUAUGUUUACUAUGUUUUGUUGUUAUAGUUUGGCUUUUUGGUAUGGCAGUAUUUUAAUAGUAAAUCAUGAAAUGACUGGUCCUGGAAUUUUGAACGUAUUCUUUGCUGUUUUUAUUGGAGCUUACUCCAUUAGUAACGCCGCACCUCGUUUUACUGCUAUAACAAACUCUAUGGGUGCUGCUGCUAAAUUAUUUGAAGUAAUCGACCGCAUUCCUAUUAUUGAUUCAACUUCUCCUAAUGGUCAAGUCAUUCAAAAAUCUUCUUCUCAAGGUCGCAUAGAAUUUAAAAAUGUCUCUUUUCAUUAUCCAACUCGUUCAGAUGUUCAAGUUUUAAAAAACUUUAACUUAAUUAUCGAACCUGGUCAAACUGUUGCAUUGGUUGGUAGUUCUGGAAGUGGAAAAUCUACAAUUGUUAAUUUAUUAGAAAGAUUUUAUGAUCCUACUAGUGGUUCUAUAUUACUUGAUGAUGUAGAUAUUAAAAAUAUUAAUAUUAAAUCAUUGAGAAGACAAAUUGGUUUAGUUGGUCAAGAACCUGUAUUAUUUUCUGAAUCUAUUAAAGUAAAUGUUGGAUGGGGUGGUGAUCCAAUGGAAUCAGAUCCAACUUUGGAUGAUAUUAUAGAAGCUUGUAAAAAAUCAAAUGCUCAUGAUUUUAUAAAUGAAUUACCUAAAAAAUAUGAUACAAUUGUAGGAGAAAAAGGCAGUUUACUUUCAG
Messenger RNA from Cetraspora pellucida, 1726 nucleotides. The record is from the annotation of a GenBank genome assembly. NCBI's taxonomy places the organism in Eukaryota, Fungi, Glomeromycota, Glomeromycetes, Diversisporales, Gigasporaceae.